UUACGCCACUCGGACACGCCAGACAGCAGGAAGGUUCGCAGAGAGUCCAGUCCUCCUCUUCGGACCUCGUAGACCUCCUUAACGGUUGCCGUCUGUGACAUCACACCGGGCUGCCGUCACUCUGACCCCGCCCCCGCACACCCUACAACCCCGCCCACCAAAAACCACACAAACAUGGCGCUGUCAUCACGCUUAAAACUUUGGGAGAAGAAGAUUCAGGAGGAGAAUCAACCAGUGGUGGCCCUGGUACCACCGCCGCCCCUCUCAGCCCUCCCGGGCGGCUUCCUCAAGCAGCUGGUCCGAGACUCCGAGAAGGAAACCAAACAAAAAGAGCCUGACGUCAAAGACGAGAAACCACCGAGCAAACUUAGCGACAACUUGGUGCAACAGUUCCUGCUUCCGGAUCAGACUCCACCCAUCCUGGAGGCGGAGAUGUUGCUGCGAGCUGAAAAGCAUGGCGACGCCCCUGUCUCCGCCCACUCACCCCGCCCACCCUCGUCCCAGAGGAGCGCCGCCCUCCCCGGGAAGACGGAAACCCGACGGGAGGUCAUGCCGGAGCCGCAAACCGGGGGCACGCGUGAGAACGAGGGGGCGGAGGUAAGCCUGUGGGAGGAGGAGCAAGUGAAGACAAAGGAGAAAACUGAGGAACGUCAGGAACCUGAAGGAAGACUAGCAUACGCCACCGUGACGGAAUGUGACAGGGAGAAGGUGAAGGACGUGUGGUACGAGGCGGGAACCGUUUGGUACGUGCACAAGGACGGAUUCACGCUGGCCACUCAGCUGAAGCCCGACGAAGGGACACCCGACCUUCCCCAAGGCCACGUGAGACUCCGCCUCCACGCCGACGGCUCGCUGCUUGACGUUGCAGAAGACCACGUUGACAAAUGUAACCCCGCCCACCUGGACCUGUGCGAGGACCUGAGCGAGCUACCGAGCAUCAACGAGAGCGGCGUCCUGCACGCGCUCAUCAGCCGCUCUAAGGCUAACAUGCCGCUGACGCACGCCGGACCCGACCUCGUCAACCUCUGGCCGCCCCUGCACACUCACAGCAAGACUCCAAAAUCGCGGCGCGGCGAGUCGUGGCGGGACGCUCCAGCCGCUCUGGCCGCCCUGGUCAAGCGGGUAUACGUGUCGAUGGUGGACACCCGGCGGGACCACUGCGUGUGCGCGACUGGACGCAGCGGCACCGGCAAGACGGCCACUUGUCAGGCCUUCACCGUCGCGCUGCUCGAACAAGCCGGAACCGUCGGACCCAACGUGAGCGUGGAUCGCGUACAGGCCAUGUUUACGGUGUUGAAGUCUUUUGGUUGCGUGACUUCGACGUACAGUGACGCCUCCUCGCGCUUCGCCAUGCUAUUCUCUUUGGACUUCAACCACGCUGGACGGGCCGCCGCCGGACACCUGCAGACGAUAAUGUUGGACAAAUGGCGAGUUUGUCACACGACGGCAGGAGAAAGCAACUUCCUGGUCUUCUCGCAGAUGCUAGUGGGACUUGGCACGGAGAUGAGGACGGAGCUCGGCCUUCAUCAGUUUCCGGAGCGUCAUUCCUUCGGGAUGGCUCCUCCCACCAAGGUGGAGGAAAAACAGCGAGCGUCCGUCGCCUUUUCCAAGCUGCUGGCUGCCAUGGAAACGCUGGCCUUCAGCGCCAGCGAGCAGAAGUCCAUCUGGCACGUCCUGGCCGGGAUUUACCAUCUAGGAGCCGCUGGGGCCUGCAAAGUGGGGCGGAGGCAGUUUUUGAACUUCGAUAGCGCUCAGGCCGCUAGCGGCGUGCUGGGCUGCGAGGGGGAGGAGCUUCACACGGCCGUCUUCAAGCAUCACUUGAGGCAGCUACUGCAGACAGCCACAGGGGGCUGCAGAGAGCGCAACAGCGCCAGCCAGGUCGAAGACGGUCCCAGGUUGACGGCGGCGCAGUGCGUAGACGGGAUGGCAUCUGGUCUCUACGAAGAACUUUUCACCACCAUCGUGUCGCUCAUCAACAGAUCUCUGAGCGGCCAGCAGUUGGCGCUGGCGUCGGUGACGGUGGUAGACCCGCCAGGCCUGAGGAACCCUCGCCACGCGGCGCAGGAACGAGCGGCAAACGUCAGCGAGUUUUGUCACAACUACCUACAAGAACGACUUCUGGAACAUCGAUACGUGCACACGUUCACGCACACUAUGGACAGAUACGCACAGGAGAAAAUUCCAGUGGAGUUCGAGUGUCCGGACGUUAGCCCCGCUGACAUCGUAUCUGCCAUCGACCAGCCGCCUACCCAGGUGCGCGCAGCGGGCGACACCCCUCGCGGUCUCCUCUGGGCACUGGACGAGGAGAUGUUAACACCCGCGUCCAGCGAGGGCGUCGCCCUGGAGCGCGUGUGCCGUCACUACAGCAACACGGUGCGUCAAUGCGAGCAACCUCUGCACUGCGAAGUUCAACACCUGACAGGAAACGACGCCGUCCGCUACGACCUGACGGGAUGGUUCGGCGUGCUCCACAACAACCCGGUGGCGAACAACGCCGGCGCGCUGCUGCACGGCUCCAACAUAGCGUCGGUGAAGUCCAUGUUCGCCACGAGCGCGCACGUGGCCCCCCUGUGCUGCGGCGUGUGCGGCCUGGAGGGCUCCGGCCAGCGCUCGCUGCAGAGGAACGGCACCAUCCGGAAGACGCUGAGCGGCGGGGCGGCGGCCCUACGCAGACACUCGCCCUGCAUCGCCGUCAAGCUGCAAGCCGACGCCUUGGUCAACGUGAUCCGCCGCGCCCGUCCCGUCUUCCUGCAGUGCGUCAGCGCCAAGACGGACGCCGCCGGCGCCUUCGACGUGGCCGAGCUCAGAGCGCAACUGAAGGCCGCGCAGACGUUGGCCAUGCUCCGCAUUUACCGCGCAGGUUACCCGGACCACAUGACCCUGAGCGACUUCCGCUACCACUUCCAGGCUUUGUCUCCGCCCAUCAUGAAGCGCUACGCCUCCAUGUUUGUCAGCCAUGAUGAGAGGAAGGCGGUGGACGAGCUGCUGGCUGACUUGGACCAGGACCCCAAGAGCAUCGUGGUCGGCACCAGUCGGGUGUUCAUGAAGCGCGGCGUGCUGGCCCACCUGGAGGCUCAGAGGGACCUGCGGGUGACUGGCUGGCUGGUCCACCUUCAGGCGUCCUGCGCGGGUCACCUGGCCAGACACAAGUACCGCACGCUUAAGGUGCAGCACAUGGCGGUGCGUUGCCUGCAGAGGAACCUGCGGGUGCUGCACGGAGUGUCUGAGUGGAGCUGGUGGAAGCUGUUCUGCCGAGUGCGCCCCCUGCUGGACGUCAACAUGGACAACGAGAGGCUGCGCGCCAAGGAGAAUCUGGUCCAACUGCUACCGACCAAGUGGCAGCCUCGGCUUCCACCCAGCCACGUCGUCAGUGUGCGUGUGUGUUUGCGCGUGCGUGCGUGCGUGUGUCGUCAGGACGAAGUGUCAGCACUGAGGAGACGUUUGGAAAAGUCCGAAAAAGAACGAAAUGACUUGAGACAAACCGUCGACACCUGCGAGACUAAACUGACGGCGGUGACCUCGGAGCUGAGCGAUGAGCGUUUCCGCGGCGACGCGGUGGGUCAGGCUUUGGAUGUGGAGAGAGCUGAGAGACUGAGGCUCAGCAAGGAGAACAAGGACCUGCAGGCUCGCCUCGACCAGUGCAAGGUUGCAAUGGAGAUGCUGGAGAAAAAUCUGGAGGAGGAACGUCUAAAGCGUCGUACGCCGGAGAGUCGGAAAGUGGCAGGAUCAGAAAUAGGAACAGAAAGCGAGCUGGUUCUGAAGCUGGAGUGUUGCCAGACAGAGGUGGGCUUCCUUCGCCGGCGUCUGCAGCAGACCGAAGAAAAGGCGGAGGUCGAGCGGCACGCUCGGCAACAGCUGGACGCCGAGGCGGUGUCGUUGCAGGCUCAACUGGACGAAUCCAAGCGUACCGUGACGGACCUUAAACGGCAGAGUCGGCGCGUCGCCAACGACCUGCACGACGCCGGGGUGAUGACGGACAGUCUGCGCAAUCGAACGCACCAACUGGAACGCAAACAACGACGCUUCGAUGGCGAGCUGGCGGCGGCGUUAGAGGACGCCGACAGCGAGCGAGAGUUGAAGGACAAAACCCUGCAGGAAAACACCGCGCUAGGGGUCCAGAUUUUCACACUGCGCCGAAACCUGCAGGAGAGUCAGGCGGAGGCGUGCCGCCUGCAGAAGCAGAAAGACGAGUUGUGUAGUCAGAUUCGCGACCUCAGCGUGCAUCUCACCGCCGACUCGCUGCCCGAUCUGAAGAAACAAGUGCGCCACCUGGAGCGCGUGGCCGGCGAAACGGCGCAGGAAGUGGCCAAGCUGACCGCCAGAAUUGAACAGCAGCAGCAGGUUCACAUGCGUGUGGAAUUGGAGAUGGCCCGAGUGAAGCAGAUGCACCAAAAGGAGCUGGAGGACAAGGAGGAGGAGCUCGAGGACGUGCACAGGUCGUCCCAGCGGCGGCUAAGACAGCUGGAGAUGCAGCUGGAGCAAGAAUACGAGGAGAAGCAGAUAGUCAUCCACGAGAAGCGCGACCUGGAAGGUUUGGUCGCCACGCUGUGCGAACAGGUCGGCCACCGUGACUUUGACGUGGAGAAGAAGUUGAGGCGAGACCUGAAGAGGACUCACGCCCUGCUUGCCGACGCCCAGACCCUCCUGGACGCCGUCCACGGCGGACGACAAAUCGGGAGGAGCCCCGACGGCGGAAGCAAGGAGCAACUGGAAAGACUUCACUCUCAGCUGGAGGACAGCGAAUCACGGCGACGUGAGCUCGAGAGCGUCCAGACGACCGUGACCCAGGAGCUGGAAGAUGUUCAGAUUGAAUUGGAAAACAUCAGAAAGCAGAAGAGUUUGGUGGACGACGAGGUUUGCGUCCUCCAACGUGAGAAAGUCGAUCUGCUUAAACGUCUCGAAGAAGACCAGGAGGACCUCGACGAGCUCAUGAAGAAACACAAAGAUCUCAUUGCGCAGUCGUCCAGUGACAUCUGUCAGAUCCGAGAGUUGCAGGCGGAGCUUGAGGAGGUGAAGAAGCAGAGACACGCCCUCCAGGAGGAGCUCCAGCAGCAGGCCUCCAGGCUGCAGUUUCUGGAGUCGUCCACUGUGGGGCGCAGCAUUGUCAGCAAACAGGAAGCGCGUGUGUGCGACCUGGAGAACAAGCUGGAGUUCCAGAAAGGUCAAGUCAAAAGGUUUGAGGUGCUGGUGCUGCGCCUGCGUGACAGCGUGGUGCGUCUAGGGGAGGAGCUUGAGCAGAGUGCUCAAUCGGAGGCUCGCGAGCGUGAGAAUGCUCACUACUUCCAGCAGCGUCUUCAGGACGUGCGCGUGGAAAUGGACGAGCUGAGCCGGCGACAUCAGGACGGCGGCAGACGCCGCAUGGAGCUGGUAAGACACUCUUCCCACGACACGCCUCACAACGUGGGCCACGAGACGACCGAGGACACGCCGGACGACACGGCCAGGACGCGCCCCACGACACGGACCGCGACACGUCAGAGGACAUGCCCGACGACACGCCCCCCGACACGCCCGAAAGACAUCCCCGACGACACGCCCCCUCCCACGACACGCCCCCCGACAUGGCGGAAAGACAUGCCCGCCGACACAGCCGAGGUCACGGGCCACGACAAGCCCGACGACAGGGUUGAGGACACAGCCCACGACACGCCGCAACUUACGCCUGCAUAUACACAAAAACCUCCCGAUGGCGUCUUUAGAAAAGAGCACUUGACUUGGACAGCAGCCACGCCCCUUCAUGCUCACAGCCAGUCACCGGCCACCUGGGAACACAGCUGGCCAAUCCUGGUAUUCCUGUCACAAGCGCCACAAACACACACGCACGUCCGCACGUACUUCUGUGUGCACGCGCUUUUUCGUCAUCGACAUGACGAGGUUAAAAAGGAAAUGCAGGUGGAGGAGCUGACGGCCAUCCGGCAGACGCUGCAGGCCGACCUGGAGACGUCCAUCCGCCGCAUCGUGGACCUGCAGGCCGCCCUGGAGGAGGUCGAGUCCAGCGACGACAGCGACACCGACACCGACACCGACACCGACAGGGAGUCCAGUGUCGGGACAGAGGACGUGGGCGAGACCACACGCGGUUGGCGCGGGGCGGCCAGAGGAGGCUCGCCCAGCGGCAGCUUCCGCGGCCAGGGAGGGCGCCGGUCGGCGGCGGACUCCGGCAGCACGUAUAGUUUCCGCUCCUGCUCGGACCUGGACGAGGACGACUCGGGCGCGGGGCGUACAGGAGGAGGACAAGGCCGGGCGGCAUCCUCUUCGGCACUGUCUGAGCUUCUGGAAGGACUUCGCAAGCGGCGAGCGGGUGGUGCCGCGGAUGCGGGCGCAGGCAGCAACGCGGACAGCACCGUGUCACUUCCUGUCUAUCAAACCACGGCGGCAUCUACCCUUCGGCGCCGGGCCUCGGCACUGUCUCUCACAGCGGACACGCUUCCGGAAGCUCGCCCAGGUAUUCUGAAGCCGUCCUCGCCCCUCCUGCCCCGUGCCGCCAGCGCUCGUUCCGUUAGCGACCCACUAACGACCGCGUCCUCUGCCACGCCGUCACGCUUUAACUCCUGCGACUCCCUGGCGUCGCUACCGUCGCUGCCCUGCCUUUCGUCUUUGGCAUCCUUGCACGUUGCCCGCCAGUGCCCACCGACCCGACACCCCUCCGGCGAACACCCCCAUGCCCAACAUCCCCCCUCCCUGGCCGUCCCGGAGGAGGGCUGGGAGGAACCUCAGCGCUCCCCGCAGGCCCCGCGCCGUUGCGCGCUGGAAGGUUUGCUCUCAGAGGACACGUCCGAGGGCCCCCUGGCGCCCGAGGGUGCAGUGUUCCAGAACCGGCACCACCCGGGCGAGUCCAACACCACGUCCGCCAUCCUCCCCGCCAUCCGCAGAGCUCGGUCGGCCGGCAGUCUGGCCGGAUCUGUGCGGGGCGGCCGCCGAGCGCUUAGCGUCCAUUUUGGAGAGCUGCCGACCUCCACACGGCGCCGCGGGGUCUCUGACGCAGAAUCAUCCGGGUCCGGAGGCUCGGCGGAAAGUUGCGAGUCGUCGCGGGCCCGGGGCCGCUCGGUCCGGCCGCAGGGAGAACGGCUGGAAGCGGAGGGCAGCGAAGGCGGCGAGGGCGGAGACGUGGCCACAGUCAUGAGGAAGUACCUCAACAAGGAAAGCCGCUGACCGCACAUUAGCAUGCGGUCACCACACAAGCUAUGCGCUACUGUCAGAUGUUAGCCACGUUAGCAAUGUUAGCUAUUAGCGUCAAAUUUAGUCCAAGUGCAACAGAUUCAUUUUCCUUUUUGUUUGCAAUAAAUGAGCAAAAUGGACACUU
Molecule: messenger RNA, 7303 nt
Organism: Phycodurus eques (leafy seadragon)
Lineage: Eukaryota; Metazoa; Chordata; Actinopteri; Syngnathiformes; Syngnathidae
Product: unconventional myosin-XVIIIb-like
Exons: 41
Coding region: 175-7152 (2325 amino acids)
Cellular component (GO): myosin complex
Molecular function (GO): ATP binding; cytoskeletal motor activity; protein binding
Source: RefSeq, a predicted model, not a curated record